AUGCGUCUGCUACUGCUCAGCUUCUUGGCUCUGGGUGCGCAUGCGCAUACCAUUGGCUAUCGCAACAAUCUGUUGGCCUAUGCGCCGGCACGUGGUGAAUUUCCCGUGCACAGCGAACUGGCGCAAGGCUAUGCGCGCUAUCUGGACAGCACUGGAGCCGAGCGUCUGAUUGCCUUCACCUAUCCGGAACCUCUCUACGGCAUUCGCACUACUGUUCAGUCCGAGAAUAGUUUGUUGCGCAGCAGCAGCUCCAAUAAAGUGGAAAUGCAGCAGCAGCAACAGCAUUUGGCCCUCUUCCGUGCUUGGUGUGAACAGCGUUACAAUGCUUUGCGAAUGGAGCUGGAACGUAUGCGCGCCGAGGGCAAACAGCCAACGGCCAAUAUCCUAUCACAAUACGAACCACUGGAGCAGAUGAUCAAGAUGAAUGCCUUUGAAGCUGUGCCUGGACUGACUCCCGAGCUGCAGCGUGUGCGCGAUGAGCAAUUGCGCAUAUGGAACGAGGCGCGCUUGAAGGUGAUCAAUGCUGAGGCAGCGUUGCCACAGCAGCCGCAGCUCAAGCAAACAUUCUUUGCCGCUCAGCCACAGCCACAGCCACAAGCGGUGCCCAAUGCAAAGAUAGAACAGCCGCUGCUCAAGCAGAACAUCUUUACCGCUCAGCCACAGAACAACGUCCCCUUGGAGUCGCCCAAGCCGGUGCAGGAAACCGAGGAGGUGAAGCGUGCUCGCGAGGAACAUCUGAGGCGCUAUAACGAGGCACUGCAGCAGCAACCACAGUCACAGGCACAGCCCCAGCCUCAGGCCACACAGCAACAGAUUCAGGAGCAGCUUGUAAAGACCAUACCCAUCCAGCCCGCUGAGCAGCAGCAGGCGCCACAAUCCGUGGAAGAUACGCCUGAAGUGCAACGUGCUCGUGAGGAACAUCUAAAGCUGUAUAAUGAAGCCAUACUGCGUCAAGCGGCCGAGACACAGGCACAACCACAGGCACAGCCACAGCAGCAAUCCUAUGCACCACUGCCCACAAUUGCUCCCCAAGCCGGCCUGAAGAGCUACAAUCCUAGCAACACUGGAGCAUACGUGCCCGCUCAGACCCCCAAGGCGCAGGCCCUGCAGAUCGACACCCUAAACCAAGCUAAGCUAAAAGCCGAAGACAAAGUCGCUGACAUUUCGGACAAAAUACGCUACGAGGAACGUGAACAGGCCGCACAGCUGGAACUGCAGAAGGAACGUCGUGAGGAAAUUCGUCUGCUGGAACUGGAGCGCCAGCGUGAGGAGAAGCGCCUGCUCGAAGAGCGUCGCAUGCUGGAGGCUGAACGCAUUGCCCUGGAACAGCAAGAGCUGGAGCGCAUGAAUACUGAACGCUUGGAGGAAUCGCAACGUCAGCAGGCCGAGCAGCAGGAGCUGCUGCAGCUGCAACUGAAGGCAGCAGCAGCCGAAGGCAGCUACAACCUACUGGCCAAGCCCCAGGCUGCUCAGCCCAUUACUGCCGCUCAACCUGCUCAGCCACAGACAAUAGCACAACAGCAACAGGUGCAGAAUGGUUUCUUUCUGCGCAUUCAGUCUGGACAGCCCAGCCAGAUUAGUUCACCCAAUCAGCCCAGCUCUGAAGCUUAUAUCCUGGCCGAGCAUAAUCCCUUCCUGGUGCGCUAUGCGCAACAGCCCCAAGCCCAGCAGCUAGUGCAGACGAUCAGCAGUGCCCCAGCAGCCCUGGUUAAGACGGCAGGCAGCGCUGCCUUCAAGAGCUCCACAGGUCUCAGCGAAUGGGAGCAGGCGACACGCGAUCAUUUUAAGGCUCAUGAGAUUGCCUUGGAGCAGCUGCGUCUGGCCAAUCUAAAGGAUGCCAAUCAGAUACCUUGCACUCAUUGA
Drosophila hydei is the source of this 1863-nucleotide messenger RNA. RefSeq names its product chromatin modification-related protein eaf-1. Bases 1 to 1863 code for a protein of 620 amino acids. The transcript has 2 exons. NCBI's taxonomy places the organism in Eukaryota, Metazoa, Arthropoda, Insecta, Diptera, Drosophilidae. The record is from RefSeq and is a predicted model, not a curated record.